ACGGAAGCGGGGGGGGGGGGAUGAGACACCCCUUGACCGAGUACGGAGGGCAGUAUGGGCGAUGCUGCAUGCCGAUGAUGCCGGCGUCAUAUCAAGGUCUGCAGAGGGACUGGCGAGAAUGAUGACCAUCAUCGUUGAGGUGUUCGGGGAGUUCGGGCUGACGGUGUCGGAGAAGAAGACGGAGACGCUCCUGAUGCGCGCGAAGGACAAGCCGACUACAACAUUACAGCCCGCCCCGCCUCCACCGCUGACCAUCGAAGCCGCGGUACAGAAAUACGCCCAGACGACCGAGUUCCGGUACCUCGGUGGCCUCGCCAACGAACAUGGCGACCUCGCCCGGGAGAUCAACUACAGGAGCAGAGGAGCGUGGGCGUGCCUCAGGCGAUGUGGCCGGGAGCUCGUCGACAGACCGAAAGCGCCGUUCCGACUCAAGAUCCGCCUGCUCCAGGCGGAGGCGAUGGAGGCCCUGCUGUACGGCUGCAUGACGUGGUCAACACUCAGCGGCCACUAUCAGACGCUGGGGUCGAUAGACCACCGACUGCUCUUCGAGUUUUCGGGGGGGGGAGAAGCGACGUAGGGGGGGACAGGAACAGAACUGGCCGAUGUGUGUGCUCGACGACCUGAAGGCAUUCGGGGCCGACCGCGGAUCUACGAAAACCGAUCCAACCCUAGUUUUAGUCAGGGUAAGACGACUUGGGGUAGUUUAAUCGCAGUAUAUGUUGAGGCGUGAUGUAAUGGGCUUGAAAAUGAUGGCUCUGGGAGCAGGGUUGGAGUUAGUUCUGGUUUGAGAUACCGUCAAAUAAGGUCAUGAAAAGUGUCUGAGGUGGAGACUAGAAUUGAGAAGGUGUGGGAUUAUGGUUGGAAUGAUGAGCUUAUGAGGGAAUUGCAGUUAGUUGAGAGAAAGUGAAGAGGCGCAAUUAGCUCGCGUCAGCUGAUGUCGCGUGCCCCCCUUUUCCAGUGUUCCAAGUCCCCUGCUGUUCCCGGCCCACGAACGCCUAAGAAACACACUUUGAUCGCAAGCAACUUCGAGACGCGCAAACCCACGACCCCACUGGCACAUCUACACACGUAUCUACGGGCAAUAGGCCACCGCCGGCCGAUUCCGAUAGGCCACUGAUUCCACGUCACUGGCACCGAAGGAGGGGCGACGUUAGCGCACCGCUUGCGGUGUGUUCUUCCCAUGGCACAGAGAGGUGAGGGGCGGGAAGUGAACAGCGAUGAAGGGAAGGUUGGGCACACGGACCACAGGGGUGGUGGUGGUUCUAAGGGUGGUGGGAUGGAUGAGUUGUCGACCGGAGGGGAUGAGUAGGCGGCUAAAGCGCUGUCAGUGAAAGGGGAAGGGUGAAAGGGGUGAACGGUAUCGCGAGAACGGAAAGAAGUCUCGCCGGGUGGAGGUGAAGGGCGAAAGGGGUGAAAAGUAUUGCGAGAUUUAACGGAAAUCUCGCGGGGUGAUGGUGCAGGGUGAAGGAGGUCCCGGGUAGUGUGAUGACGAAAAUAAAUAUCGCGGGCGGAAGAGAAGAAAGCAGAGCCAAGGACGGGGAUCAAAACAGACUCGGGGGGGCUGGGGUAAAGAGGAAACGAUUAUCACGCGAAAACAUCGACGACGCGGAGGGUGGGAUUGUAGAGGAGGAAGCGGGCCGAUCGGUGGUGCACAACACCGAGGGCGAUGGCCUGGCGACGGGGAGCGUCUCAUCCAACCACGGGAUUUCCCAGAAUAAGGGGUGCCGAACACGCCCCCUUCGUCAGAUCAAACGAAGUUUAGCAUUGGCAAAAUGGGAAAUGUUGAUGAGAAUGCAAAACCAGCGGGGAAUGCGGUUAACACUCAAAGGAAGGAAAUACGCAAGGCAAAUUAUCCGAGAGCAGUGAGGUGUCCGCUGGAUCCUCAAGCGGAGCACACUGUUGGUCGAAAUGGUGCCAAAAAGGGGUCGCUUAAUAGGGACACUAGAAAGGNGGGGUGCCGAACACGCCCCCUUCGUCAGAUCAAACGAAGUUUAGCAUUGGCAAAAUGGGAAAUGUUGAUGAGAAUGCAAAACCAGCGGGGAAUGCGGUUAACACUCAAAGGAAGGAAAUACGCAAGGCAAAUUAUCCGAGAGCAGUGAGGUGUCCGCUGGAUCCUCAAGCGGAGCACACUGUUGGUCGAAAUGGUGCCAAAAAGGGGUCGCUUAAUAGGGACACUAGAAAGGAAAAAAGCGUUACCGUUGAUCGUGCUGGGGGCAAGCAGAACCAUGAAACUGUUGCUUUACAAGUGAUAGGAGAAGAGGGCGUGAUAGGGGAUGCAUCCGCCUCUGAAAAUUCUCUCAAGCGUGAGGUUGAGAAAACAGCGCGGGGGGGAAGAAAUUUUGGUGAAGCACAGGAAGGAACAGAUCGCAUUUUUGCCGUACAAGUAUCUGUUACUUCUGAGUCAGGACAAAGGAGUGAUGCGGUGUACCCUCCGCCUCCUUGUACGUUGGCUGCAGGUGAAGCGGACUACCUGUCACCAUUUACUCGGUCGGUCGGCGGGGAUUUGACGAUGGAUCGACAUCGGCAUGCGACUAAAGUGCAAGUGUUCGCGGGGUCAAGAGCGACCAAGAUGAUGUCGUGGGAGGCUCUGUUGGAUAGGGGAAGUCCGGCAUCGUUUGUACAAGAAAGGUGGCGUUCAGGCGGUUGUGGCAGAGGGUGCCUCCGCACAUUCGAGACGUCCAUCUCGACUUCAAUGCGAAACUGUGGGAGCCGGAGGACAUUGACAAUCUAGGGACGGGGCAGAACAUGUGCGCGACCUAGAGAGGUUUUUCGAGCGCAUGGCCAAGUUCAACCUGAAACUGGCACCCAAGAAGACGAACCUGGAGGUGAAGGUGGUGACGUUCUUGGGACGUCAAGUC
Molecule: messenger RNA, 2858 nt
Organism: Ectocarpus sp. CCAP 1310/34
Lineage: Eukaryota; Phaeophyceae; Ectocarpales; Ectocarpaceae
Source: the annotation of a GenBank genome assembly